UGUUUCGGGUCGGGACUCGGGACUGAAGCGGCUCCGGAAGGUUUUGUUUCUUUAAGACCGAACCUUCAGGGUUCUGAUGAGGCUGGUCCUGGUCCUGGUUCUGGUCCUGGUUUCCCUGUGGAGGAGGACAGGCUGAUGAGCAGAGGAUCCGGGUCUGGUCCUGAGGAGACACGAUACUGACAUGAAGAAAGACAUCCAGACUCUACUAGCAGAGGAACGGGAUGACAUCAUCUUCAAAUACGCUACAGACAGACAGGGAGGAGUGGACAUCGACCCCUGGGAGGAUGCUGACUACAGCCUCUAUAAAUCCAUCGACCGCUUCGGCUUCAUGCAUGAGAGCGAGCUGCCGGCCCCGACUGUGCAUGAGGAGAAGGUGAAGCAGCUGGAGGUAGAGAGAGCAGAGAAAUGGUUGAAAAUGGUGAACAAGUGGGAAAAAUACAAAAACAGUAAUAAGAUGAUGAAGCGGGUGUACAAAGGGAUCCCCCUGCAGCUCAGAGGCCGGGCCUGGACUCUGAUCCUGGAUGUGGAGCAGACCAAGAGCCAGAAUAAGGGCAAAUAUGAGAAAAUGAAGGAACAAGCUCAACUUUACUCAUCGGAGGUGAAACAGAUCGACCUGGACAUCAACAGAACCUUCAGAAACCACAUCAUGUUCAUGGAUCGCUUUGGGGUCCGGCAGCAGUCUCUGUUCCAUGUCCUCGCAGCGUAUUCAGUUUAUAACACCACCCCGUUCACCCUAACCCUUCGCUUGUGGGACAUUUUCAUCCUGGAGGGAGAGCGCCUCCUCACUGCCAUGGCCUACACCCUCCUGAAGAUACACAAGAAGCGGCUCCUGAAGAUGUCCUUGGAGGAGCUGAGGGAGUUCUUGCAGGAGCGGAUCUCUCAGAUCUUCUUCCACAGCGAUGAUGUUGUGAUUGAGCAGCUGCAGGCCUCCAUGAUGGAGCUGAAGAAGAUGAAGCUGGACCUUCCUCCUCCAGGGAAAGCUGAGGAGCUGCCUCAGAAGCUUCUUGGGGAGGAGCUGCUGGAUCCGGUCCAGCCCUCCAGAGUGAGGCCGUCUUCAGAUGCUGGUUUCCCCAGAGCUGGACUGAGCCUCCACAUCAUCUCCCAACGUAUGGAUUCUGUAUGUGUAGACCAGAGUCCCUCCAAGGAUCCCAGUGGUCCUGAUGCUUUGGAGGAGCAGGAGACCCAGCUGCCCUCUCCUGACCCCAUCAUCAUCCACAGUCAGGUCCUGCCCACACCUGACCACAACCCUCUGAUGGGACCUCCACCGUACCAGACGCUGGCCAGCCCAGUCCCAGCUGAUCAUUUGUUCCCACUGCCCGACCAGGACAGGAAUAAAACCUAUCUGGACCCAGUGGACUCGACUGGACCUCAAACCUUUUCAGCAUCUAUGAUCCAAGACACAGCCCCAGCUCUGGACCUGGUUCAGUCUGAGAGUCUGUCAGGACCAGAGGGGUCUGAGGACAAAGGUCCAACCCAAUCAUUAGACCAACACUCCACUUUGUUCUCCAACAGGACCACAAACCAGGAUCUGGGUGCUGGACCAGCUAAAAACCAGGCUUCAAACGGUUCCUGAGAGUUCAGGAGGUCAAAGGUCAUCAUGGGUUUGAUGUUUUGAUCCUCAAUGAAGAAGUUUACAGUAUUUAGCAAUAAGUGCUUCAGACUGGUCUUUCUGUUCAGGACCAGAACUGAUCCUGGGUCUGUUACUGGUCCAACAUUCAAACAGAGCCUUUCAGUCCAGGUUCAUCAGUUCUGGAGAAGUCACUUUGGUUGGUUCAGUCCUGAAAGUUGCCUGACUCUGAAAUGACUCUUUAGUUUUUCUGUUGCUGCAUUUAAACCUGAGUCCUCAUUAAAACUCUUGAUCCGGUCCAGAAAAGUCCUCAUUAAAACUCUUGAUCUGGUCCAGAAAAGUCCUCAUUAAAACUCUUGAUCCGGUCCAGAAAAGUCCUCAUUAAAACUCUUGAUCCGGUCCAGAAAAGUCCUCAUUAAAACUCU
Austrofundulus limnaeus is the source of this 1992-nucleotide messenger RNA. Its product is annotated as USP6 N-terminal-like protein. NCBI's taxonomy places the organism in Eukaryota, Metazoa, Chordata, Actinopteri, Cyprinodontiformes, Rivulidae. Gene Ontology annotation, biological process: regulation of GTPase activity. Gene Ontology annotation, molecular function: small GTPase binding; GTPase activator activity. The record is from RefSeq and is a predicted model, not a curated record.